This is a messenger RNA of Poecilia reticulata (guppy), 1480 nucleotides long. Lineage: Eukaryota; Metazoa; Chordata; Actinopteri; Cyprinodontiformes; Poeciliidae. The record is from RefSeq and is a predicted model, not a curated record.
UUCCUCCUGCCAUCGGAGCUUCACAGUUUCACUUUCUGCAUUAGUGGCUGCAAAAAAAAGAAACAUGAAGGAUUUACUGUAACUUCAUGGAUUAACUGGAUUAUUUUCAAACCAGCAGCAGCAGGUGAAGCUGUUGUCUCCUUGCUGUCUCCCGUGUGUGCCGUCUGCCCGGGGGUUCUUCGUGAGCUCUAGCUGCCUGCCUUUGGUCCGUCUCCAGUGGACUCCCCUUCGCGACACCACAGGUGUAACCUGUCCGGGCCCGAACCCACUUGGAGAUUUGCUAUAACUGGACCUAGUCGGUCUCCGCUUUUCAGCCAAGUACAAACCUGUCCGUCCCCAACGAAGCCCUCUUCUCCAGCGCUCUGCAAACAACCAAACUCACCCUCUCCAAGUUGGAACGAUGGAGACGAUGGAGCUUCUGGUUGAAACCCUGCAGCAGCUGAGCCUGGAAGACUUUGCAGAGUUCAGGACUUUGGCUGAAGCAGAGCCGAGCUUGGUGACCUCCAGCAGCCUGGAAGCAGCAAACGUUCAGGAUGUUGUGGAUCUGAUGGUGAAGAGCAGCAGUGGAGAAUGUGUGGAGGCCGUCAGAACCGUUCUGAUGAAGAUGGACCGCUUGGAUCUGGUGCAGAGAUUGUCAGCUGCUGACUCAGGAGCAAAAGAUAAACUCUCUGUUGGUGAAGAACGACUUUCACUGGACCAGAGGGUAGAAAAGCUGAGCAGUGAUUUGAUCCUGAUGUUGGAAACACUGAAGGACCUGAGUGAUGAUGAACUCCAGGAGUUUAAACGACACCUGAAUCAGCAGAAGCUGGAGGAGAAUGAAGACUGGCAGGAGACAGCAGACCUGGUUGAUGUUGUGAUUUUCAUUAUGCAGACUUAUGGAAAAGAGUCUUUAAUGGUGACCAGAGAUGUUUUAGAGAACAUCAGGAGGAAGGAUUUGGUCCAGAAGCUAAGCAGCAGCUCAGCCUCCAGAGACGAGGCGGCUACGCCACAGUACCUGGCAUGGCUGAUGCUGACGGAGUUUUUUCAUUCGGAUGUGUGGGAGAUGGUCAGGGACGUUCAAACCGACAUGAAUGAUCUGGACCGAUGGCUGACUGAGAACGGCUUUAAAUCACAAGAUAAAAGUUCUGUUGGUGGAAAACCUUCUCUGGACCAGAUGAUGGAGAAGCAGAGCAGUGAUUUUCACCUGAUGUUGGAAACAUUGAAGGAUCUGAGUGAUGAUGAACAGGAGACGUUCAAGAGACUCAUGAGUCCCUUUUACAACAAAAUGUUCUGCGAGAAUCCCUAUUACAGCACAGUGUUCUCCGGGAACAUUCUGGAGACAGCAGACCUGGAGGAUACAGUGAUCUUCAUCAUGCAGACAUGGGGCAAAUACUCUUUAAUGGUGGUCAGGCGUGUGUUGAAGCGCUUCAGGAGGAAGGAUUUGGUCCAGAAGCUAAGCAGCAGCUCAGCCUCCAGAGGUGGCGACCAUGGCAGCUGUUAA